Messenger RNA from Sinocyclocheilus grahami, 2595 nucleotides. It is a transcript of the gene mdm4, whose product is annotated as MDM4 regulator of p53. Lineage: Eukaryota; Metazoa; Chordata; Actinopteri; Cypriniformes; Cyprinidae. Gene Ontology annotation, biological process: negative regulation of apoptotic process; protein ubiquitination; regulation of cell cycle. The coding region runs from base 31 to 1530 and encodes 499 amino acids. Gene Ontology annotation, molecular function: ubiquitin-protein transferase activity. The record is from RefSeq and is a predicted model, not a curated record. Gene Ontology annotation, cellular component: nucleus. The transcript has 12 exons.
GUUCACAGAUAACACAUUCUUAAGUCAAUCAUGACCUCAUUGUCAUCAUCAUCAUCAUCUCAGCUAGCGGGGUCAAGCUCUUCAUGCAGGACUCUUCCAGGGGAAGGGACUCAGGUCCACCCCAGAGCUCCUUUGCUGCAGAUCCUGAGAGUAGCAGGUGCUCGGGAGGAGGUGUUUACCCUGAAGGAGGUUAUGCACUACCUGGGUCAGUACAUCAUGAUGAAGGAGCUGUAUGACAAACAGAGACAACACAUUGUCCACUGUCAAGAUGACCCACUUGGAGAGCUACUGGAAGUGGGGAGCUUUUCUGUUAAGAACCCCAGCCCUGUGUAUGAGAUGUUGAAGAGGAAUUUGUUUAUGUUGAAUAAUUCGGAUGCAGCAAAGAAUCUUUCAGUCGGCAAGGAUUCUAAUGAGUCUCCAAGUGAAGAUCCUGGUCAGGUUUCCAGUGGGUUGAUUAGCUCUGGACAGGCUCUCAUUGCUGGUAGUUCCAGCACUGGUGCAAUGCAGAGCUGCUCGCAGCGCAGGCCACGCGAUCCUGAUGAAGACUCCUCAGACGGCUUGCCCAGGUCUGCUUGCAAACGGCCAAAAUUGGACGUUACUCUGGAAGAGUGGGACCUUUCUGGGUUGCCUUGGUGGUUUCUGGGUAACCUGCGAAGUAAUUACACUCGCCGGAGCAACGGUUCAACGGAUAUUCACACCAAUCAACUCUCUCCCGGACAGGACGAGGACACGGCCAUUGUUUCUGACACCACAGAUGAUCUUUGGUUCCUGAAUGAGGCAGAGAGCGAGCAAGUUAGUGUGGAUAUGAAGGAGGCAGUGCUGGAGCAGGGAAGUGACGUGGAGUCCCCACAUGAAGAAGAGGAGACCGGGAAAGAUAGUAAAGAUGACAGGAAGAUGCAGGAAGAUCAGGAUGAUGACUCUCAGUGUUUAAGUGAUGACACUGAUACUGAGAUCUCCACACAGGAUGCGUGGCAGUGUUCAGAGUGCCGCAAAUUUAACACCCCUCUUCAAAGGUACUGUAUGCGCUGUUGGGCUCUGCGGAAAGACUGGUACAAGGAUUGUCCUCGUCUUGUGCACUCAAUCUCCGUGCCAGACAUCCCCGCCUGCAGUUCACGUCCUGAGAGGGAUGAAGACGAGGAGGAUGAUGAUGGAAUCGACAUGCCUGACUGCCUUAGGACUGUGUCUGACCCCGUCGUCCUCCCCUCGCACCACAUCGCUAGAAACAUCCCCCCAUCAUCCACCUCCUCGUCUAAAGGAAAGGGUCCUUCCCAGCUUCACCACCACUUACAGGAGAGCUCGGAGGGAGACAGCCAGGACACGCUGGACAUGGAGACAGAAUGCCAACCAGAGGCCAUACUGGAACCCUGCAAGCUGUGCCGAGUGCGGCCGCGAAACGGCAACAUCAUCCACGGCCGCACAGCUCACUUGAUUACCUGUUUCCCCUGUGCCCGCAGGCUACACAAAUUUCAUGCUCCUUGUCCAGGCUGUGGCCAGGUUAUACAGAAGGUCAUUAAAACCUUCAUAGCAUGACCGAAACAUCUUAAAGGCAUGCAUGUAUUAUAAACGCACACUCGCAUACUAGUUUUAAAAUUUUUUCCCUUAUAUCGAAGAAGGCAGGGAGACUGACAAACCAUUUCUGGGCUAAAAUGAAAGCACGGUAUCUAUGAUGAUGAUUUAUAUUGCAUAGUGCAAAUCAAGUAUAUAUAAUGUACAGAAUGUAAUUUAAAGAAACUGGCCUCGUAUUGUUGGUUCGCCGUUGUUUUGUUAGCUUUUACAAAACAUCAUCUCUUUGCAUCUGCUUAGCAUCUGUAAGGUGAAAGAGAGGGUUAACUGCCUUGAUUUGCUACUGAGAGUGGGAAGGUGUGAAUCAUGGGUCAAAAAUAUUAAUAGACCCAGAAGAAAUGCAUGGCUUCAGUAUUUGUGCCUGCAUGAACAAUUCAAAUCCUAACUUUUACUACUUUAAACAGACCGGACAGUGUGCUAAAGAGCUUUCAAUGUACUUGACCAACUUGGUUUUACUUUUUAUUUUUUUUCUCUUUUCUUUUUUUUUUAAGAAGAAUAGAGUAUAAUUUUUCUUUGUUCCCCCUUACAGAUUUCAGGCACUUAAAGACUAAAGCUCUAGGAAUCACUCCUGCGUGAUAUGAUUAUAUGGGAAUAUUUAUUUAUUUAUAAACUUAGUUUUGGUUAAUGACAUCAAAUGGGAUGUCAUUCAUGUGCUAAAGUGAGAGAACCAAUUGCAUUACAGAUGUGAAGUAUUAAACUUUCCAUGUAUGGGAGCUACAAUAGAAAAGAGUAGUUAGGUCAAUGGCCAUGGUUUUCACUUCCUAACUCUUCCUUUGGUUGCUGAAGAUGCUCAGUUCUUUCCUUCCAUUGUUUGUUUGUUUUUCUAUACCUGAACAGAUCUGAUGUAUGAUUUGAGGACAGUUGUGCUAUGUCUGUUCAGGAUUUUGCCUCAUCCACAUACGUGCCUGUUUUAUGAAGGUUAAGGAACUGCCAGGUGAGGUGGCAUUUAUGGAAAGGUAUUUUGAAAGCAAAGUCUACCAUACUGCCAUACAUUUUUUUUUUUCUUUCUCAAAAUGGUCAUCUGUAUUUUUG